UAUUAGUAAAAUUGGCAUCUAACAAAAAAGAAAAAAUUCAAUAUUUUUGGAAGCCAUAACCAUUAUUUAAUAGAUGUUUAAAUUCAUUUGUUUGUCCUAACAGCUUAAAGAAAAAAGAAAAAACAGAUUAGUUCCAGGUACUGUUUGAAAACAAGUCAGUAUUUUGGAAAUGAAAAAGGAAAUAAUAAAUACUCUGCUACUCUUGUAUAUCAGAGAAACUGAGGUGGUAAUGUUUUGGAAAUACCUAAAAAAACAUUCAAUACGGAACAGAAAACGAUUAAUUAAUUAAAAAUUCAAAGUAAAAUGGAUAAUUUAUUAGUGUUGUUUGUUCGUAUGUCAUUAGUCUUUCUUUAAUUAUUAAAAUUAAAGUCAACUGCAUUGUGUUUGAUAUGUCAUUAGAAAAUAGAUUUUCAACAAUUGAGAACCAGAGCAUAAUACAAUAACCAAAGUGGAAGAUUUAUUAAAGUGAAUAGAGUAAUUGAAAUCUUCGAAAGGAAUGCCGAGUAAUAAAUUCUCGCUAUAUUUUUACAAAAUAUUCAAAUGGGAACCGUCGAAUAUUCACGACUCAAUUGUGCCGGUGCUAAUUUUGAACUGGAUUACAGGAUUAAAUAUGUUUGAGUAUCCAUUAUCAAAAGCGAGACCAUUUUUUACCUUUUUUUAUGUUCUGCUGCUCAAUUUGUCCUAUUGGAUUGUUGUCUUGAAUGUCAGAAGUAUGCAAAAUCAUGAUGAAGUAAGACAAAUAGGUAGAAAUAUUUUCAUAUUAAUUGUUUACAUCAAUUCAUGUGUCGCGACCAUUUCGAUUGUGUUCGGCUGGAUCAACUACAAGGCAUUUAAAGCUAAUCUUCAAAAAUUAGAAUCACUAGACGGAGCUUUAGAAAAUGUGGGCAUUCCGCAUAAAUAUCGAAGAAUCUUUAUUAGUUCGAUGAAAAAACUAUUUAUAUGGCUUCUCAUGGCUGUUAGUCUGAUUUACAGUGAUUUAAAUCUUUUCUUGACAAUGUACGAUAUGUCAUCGAGUCUUAAUCUUUUAUACUUGUUUCAUUUUCCACUUCAACUGAAUUCUGUGGUUGACUUCACCUUCACUGCACUUGUAACCUGCGUUGAAAGAAGAUUUGCCAGUAUUAAUUCACUCUUAGAGAAACAAUUGCCAGUUUACAAUGAAAUAGAAGCAGCAAAAGAAUUAUUUCCAAAACACAAUCAAGUUCAUAUUAUAAUGGCUACAAAAGAAUCAAAUUUUACCAAUAAUUCAGAGCAACUAACAAUGUUGAUUUUAGUUAGAUAUCUUCAUAUGGAAUUGUCGAAAGUAGCCUGGGAGCUGAACAGAAUUUAUGAAAAGCAACUAAUGAUGAGAAUGGGAUCACACUUUAUGAUAAUAACAGGUCUUUUGUACAAUCUAUUCACUCUGAUCUUCUUUGUUAAGGAGACGUUUAACGAUACACUUAGAAUCAUAAUCAGUAAUGCAAUAUGGUUCGGAGUAUAUUGCUAUCGAUUUCUGAAACUCAAUUCCACUUGUGCUAGAGUCAGUUCCGAGGCGCGCAGAACAAGGAAUAUUCUCUUUGAACUCAAGAACACAACCAGUGAUAAAGUGAUUAUUGAAGAGAUUGAAGAGUUUGCUCUACAAUUGACACAACGUCCUUUGGCAUUCAGUGCAGGCGGUUUAUCCACUCUUGAUUAUUCUUUUGUGAGAGCAUUCAUAGGUUCCGUGACGACAUAUCUUGUUUUACUCAUUCAAUUCAGUCCGGAAAUGCGAAAAUGCAACAGAGCCAAAAAUUAAAUACAUAACAAU
Molecule: messenger RNA, 1783 nt
Organism: Leptopilina heterotoma
Lineage: Eukaryota; Metazoa; Arthropoda; Insecta; Hymenoptera; Figitidae
Product: putative gustatory receptor 28b
Exons: 7
Coding region: 497-1771 (424 amino acids)
Biological process (GO): sensory perception of taste
Cellular component (GO): axon; dendrite; membrane
Source: RefSeq, a predicted model, not a curated record